Molecule: messenger RNA, 327 nt
Organism: Dendrobium catenatum
Lineage: Eukaryota; Viridiplantae; Streptophyta; Magnoliopsida; Asparagales; Orchidaceae
Exons: 1
Coding region: 1-327 (108 amino acids)
Source: RefSeq, a predicted model, not a curated record
AUGAAAGGAGUCAGCAGAUUUGGAAGGGUGAGAAAGCUUAGUCCAAGAUAUAUUGGACCGUUUGAAAUUCUUGAAAGGAUUGGUAAGUCUGCUUACAGACUGUUACUAUCUGAUCAGAGGUCCGAUGUGCACAAUGUUUUUGAUAUAUCCUCUUUGAGAAAGUGGAUAUCUGAUUCUGACAAGAAGAUGUCUGCUAAUGAGGUUGAGAUUCAGGAGAAUCUGCAGUACAAAGAAGAACCUGAGUUGAUUUUGGCUUACGAUGUUCGUAAGUUAAGAAGUAAACAGAUUCCGAUGGUUAAGGUGCAGUGGAAGCACCGAACUGUAUGA